Molecule: messenger RNA, 592 nt
Organism: Rhopalosiphum padi (bird cherry-oat aphid)
Lineage: Eukaryota; Metazoa; Arthropoda; Insecta; Hemiptera; Aphididae
Exons: 5
Coding region: 114-545 (143 amino acids)
Cellular component (GO): extracellular region
Molecular function (GO): hormone activity
Source: RefSeq, a predicted model, not a curated record
GAUCACAAUUCGGUUUAGCUCCAGUCUUAGUACAACCGCUGUCUCUUCACAAACAAUCGAGCUCUCACCAUCAGUUAUAUUUGUUCACGGAAGUGUUCUUUCCACAAAUAAAAAUGAAGUUAUAUACAAUAAUGGUUGUAAUGACUAUGCUCAUCUUUGAAUUAUGCUUUAAAAUUGUCGUGGGGACAGCCUUACAUCCGUUAAAUCGUGACGAACAUUAUAUGAAUCAUAAGCAGCAGUUUUGCGGCAAGCGUUUAUCUAAUGAGCUUGCCAUUUUAUGCGAGGGUGAAUUCUACGAAGUCAAUGUUAGUGCAAAUAGAAGGCAAAAAAGGGGAAUCGCCGACGAGUGUUGCAGUAGACCGUGUUCGAGAAGUUUUAUUAAAAUGAACUAUUGCCGUUCUUUAACCAAAGAAUUAAUAUAUACUAGUUCCCCAGUAUUAAGUCCAAUGGAGGAGGUUGAUUACCUUGGAUAUUAUUUUGAACUACUUGGGCGUGUAUUGAAACCUAUCACGAAGGAAUUAACCAGUACACCAAUUAACCAUUGACAACAACAAAUAAUAAAUACAUUCAUUAAAUUGUUUUAUUAAUAUUA